This is a messenger RNA of Aureobasidium subglaciale EXF-2481, 1694 nucleotides long. RefSeq lists its product as uncharacterized. NCBI's taxonomy places the organism in Eukaryota, Fungi, Ascomycota, Dothideomycetes, Dothideales, Saccotheciaceae. The transcript is spliced from 2 exons. Bases 129 to 1592 code for a protein of 487 amino acids. Gene Ontology annotation, molecular function: nicotinamide riboside transmembrane transporter activity; nucleobase transmembrane transporter activity. Gene Ontology annotation, biological process: nucleoside transmembrane transport. The record is from RefSeq and is a predicted model, not a curated record. Gene Ontology annotation, cellular component: fungal-type vacuole membrane; plasma membrane.
GGGGGGACACUCAUUACGAUUGUACAACACAGACAAUGGCAUAUCUCAUCACUAUCAAGACUGCUCGCAAAGUGAUCUGGUAUUGAACAAUCAAUGCGUGAGACUCGCAUAAUUAAUGGACAGAGCUUAUGCAUGCUUGGCACCACGGACCGCUAGUCCUUAUCACGCGGUGCAGGUGCUCGGAGUACGGAACAUCAAGGCCAAAGAAAGUCACCCCGACCAAACACGCCAUGGAGCGCGUCCGGAAGAUAUGGCAGCAAGAGCAGGAGUAUGAGCCCAUCGAGGGAGGAUCAACCGAGGAGGAGCAAGAGAGACCAGAGCUACGGGGAAACACAGACUUCUCUUGGAUAGAGUACUCGAUCUUCCUGCUGUUGGGUGUGGCCAUGUUGUGGGCGUGGAACAUGCUACUUGCGGCAGGGCCCUACUUCCAGAGCCGCUUCGCAUCGAGCGACCGCCUCCUGGACAACUUCCAGGCAUCCGAGCUGGCCGUAUCCAGUAUCACGAACUUGGGCAGCAUGCUUGUUCUUUCCAACAUGCAGGCCCGCGCUUCCUAUCCGAGACGUAUUGUCAUGUCCCUCUUGAUCAAUCUGCUUGCCUUUACCCUGCUUGCUCUCUCGACAUGGUUUGCUCUCGGCGUCAGCGCCAAUGCCUACUUCGCCUUCCUCAUCUUUAUCGUCUUCGUCACCAGUCUGGCAGCUGGCCUGUGUCAGAACGGCGUCUUUGCCUUCGUCUCUGGCUUUGGCCAACCGCGCUAUACACAGGCUAUUAUGACUGGACAAGGGGUUGCUGGCGUACUUCCCUGCAUCGCUCAAAUCAUUUCGGUGCUCUCAGUCAAACAAUCGAGAUCAGACGACAGCUCUACAGAUGGCUACAAAGACGCUGUACCAGUGCCAGGAACAGCUGCUUUCGCCUACUUCCUUACCGCGACUGUGAUCUGUGCCUCUACCCUUAUCGCCUUCUUCUUUCUCCUUCGAGUACACAGCAGAAAAGCACCCAACACAACGACCCAGGACAUGACUUCCAGUCUCGACAGUCUCGUGCCAAGCGAGCGCAAGACUGUGCCAUUCUCCGUACUGUUUCGUAAGCUUCGCUGGCUCUCCGCUGCCGUUUUUCUGACAUUUGCUGUUACCAUGAUGUUCCCAAUCUAUACCCAACGCAUUCUAAGCGUGAAUGCCUCGAGCUCGUCGUCUCGUCUUUUCCAAGCUCCAUCCUUCAUCCCAUUGGCUUUUUUGUUCUGGAAUGCUGGUGACUUGCUCGGCCGCCUGUUACCCGCUGUACCUCGCCUUUCACUCAUACAUCGACCCAAACUCAUCUUUAUGCUUUCUGUCGCUCGCGUUGGCUUCAUUCCGCUAUAUCAUCUCUGCAACAUCCGCGGUCAAGGCGCUGUGAUCGACAGCGACGUUUUUUACCUGGUUGUCGUACAGUUGCUCUUUGGUAUAUCCAAUGGUUAUCUCGGCAGUAUGUGCAUGAUGGGUGCUGGCGAGUGGGUGGCGCCGGAGGAGAGGGAGGCUUCUGGUGGCUUCAUGGGUCUCUGUCUCGUGGCCGGUCUAGCCUUCGGCAGCCUGAUCAGUUUCUUCGCUGCAAAAGCAUAGAUACGAAUGACAAGAAAUACCGUCUCGCAUUGUCACAUGUUCUCAACUCUCACUAAUGCGGCAUUUUCACCAGCUCAAGAUUCGGAUAGUGGCAUCACAGUA